GUAAUGUGCGCACUUCUAUAGCUGCCCAUACUGAUAACUCUACAUACCUAGCUAGUACAUAGUUACAAAACUAUUAUUACAAAAGGAAUAAGAUAUCUUAGUGUUUCUACGAGUAUCUUGUACGGUUUCUAUAAUUAUUACGUAGCUCUACCAUUUACAUUGCUAGGGUUUUUGUCUGUAUCAUCUUUUGAAGCAUCAGUCAACCGAAGGAAAAACUUCAAUAACUAAAUAGGCCUUUUCUUCUAUUUUAGCUGCCAAUAACUUUAAAUGAUCAUAAUCACUUACUUGGCACUUUACACGCUUCAUGCGUAAAUGUAUUAAUGAGCAUGAAAAGAUUGACGUGCUUACAAUUUCUUACCUUCGAUAUUGGUAUUUGUUAGUUAAGAAACUUCAGUGGAAAUGGUGGCCACAUGGAUUCCUUUGAUUUUUCCAUUAAUUUUGUUCAGCUUCAGCAUUCUAUCAACCGGCGCAGACGACUGCGGUUGCCUGAAACUUACCCCGUUCAUAAAGAAUGGCAGCACAGAACUGGCCCGAACUCUAUCGCGCGUAGACCCAUCCCAGUUUCUGAAUGUAACCAGCCAUUCGGGUUUCCUCACCGUCAACGAGGAGUAUGAUUCGAAUAUUUUCUUCUGGUUCUUCCCUCAUAAGGAGGCCGCGAGGAGACCUUGGAUGAUCUGGCUGCAAGGCGGGCCAGGGUGUUCGUCUCUGUACGGGUUAUUUCACAUUAUAGGCCCGUUUCAUAUCGUGGAUGAAGAGCUACACCCUCGGAAUGUAACGUGGGCGAGUGAUUACUCGCUGCUGUUCGUCGACAAUCCAGUGGGUGCGGGAUACAGCUACACAAAAGACAAGCGAGGUCUCACGACAAACGAGGACCAAGUUGGCGAGCAGUUGUACGAUUUUCUGGUCCAGUUCCUGAAAAUCUUCCCAGAGAUGAGAAAAGCCCCGCUUUUCAUCGCCGGAGAGUCGUACGCCGGCAAAUACGUCCCUGCCUUCGGUAUUCAGAUCCACAGACAUAGAUACAGUACUAAUGAGACUAUCAAUUUCAAGGGUAUGAGUAUAGGCAACGGAUUAAUAGAUCCACGGAGUCAGAUGAAUUACACUGAGCUGUGUGGCGUUAUGGGUAUCGUGGAAGGCGUAGACCUCAUCAAACUGAAGCAAAUAGAGACAGAUGUUGUUAGGUUCAUAGACGCGGGAAGAAUGAUCGAUGCUGCUAACAAAUUCAACGAAACAAUAGAAUUUAUAAAGGAGAAAAGUGGCGUCAACAUCUUCAACUUUAACAGAAACCCCAGUAAAGGGGCGCCGGAGUACGAAGCGUUUCUCAACAGGUCAGAGGUCCAGAGGGCGAUCCACGUGGGCAACGUCGUCCACACCUUCAACAACCAGACUGUGUACCAGAGCAUGCUGCCGGAUAUCAUGAACACGACCAGACCGUUCCUCGAAGAGCUGCUGGAGCAUUAUGGGGUGUUGUCCUACAGCGGGCAGUUGGACGUCAUCUUGCCCUACGGCUUGUCCAAGCACCUGUACGAUGUGCUAGAGUGGUCGGGUAGAGAUGAGUACACGGUGGCGCCGCGGGAAUGCGUCCGUCUAUCGAAGGACGGCCCCAUUGCUGCUUAUAAGAAAUCAGGCGGUAACUUCGUUGAGGUGCUGAUCCGACUGGCCGGCCAUAUGGUCCCCAACGACCAGCCUUACGUGGCCAGACAUAUGAUAAGAUCAUUCAUUAAUCAGUUCAAAAAUUAAAGAAAUGCCUUCGA
Molecule: messenger RNA, 1751 nt
Organism: Ostrinia nubilalis (European corn borer)
Lineage: Eukaryota; Metazoa; Arthropoda; Insecta; Lepidoptera; Crambidae
Product: vitellogenic carboxypeptidase-like
Exons: 8
Coding region: 400-1737 (445 amino acids)
Biological process (GO): proteolysis
Molecular function (GO): serine-type carboxypeptidase activity
Source: RefSeq, a predicted model, not a curated record